Engraulis encrasicolus (European anchovy) is the source of this 1517-nucleotide messenger RNA. It is a transcript of the gene rgs19, whose product is annotated as regulator of G protein signaling 19. The transcript is spliced from 6 exons. The coding region runs from base 825 to 1499 and encodes 224 amino acids. The record is from RefSeq and is a predicted model, not a curated record. NCBI's taxonomy places the organism in Eukaryota, Metazoa, Chordata, Actinopteri, Clupeiformes, Engraulidae.
UCUACGAUAUUUUCACAGGGACAACGUUUAGUUAGCUUCUAGAUGGCAGGGUUUUUCCCGUUUUGAAAAGCUCCGUGAUUCCCCAAGAAUGGGUCGCCUCCAGCAAACCCCCUUUUCCCCAUGGUUAUAAAACAGCCUGAGACCUGAGAGUACAUCAAAACAGAAAGAAGCUUUUCUGGAAACAGUCGAGGCAUUGUUUUAAUACAGAUCACUGUGGUUAAUCAACUGAGCCAGGUCUGCUUAUUUUUCGCUGUUCCAACGCUCAAUUUGGGAAUAAGGUAUAGUCUGCUAGGAUCUUAGCUCAAUAUAGAGACGUCUCCCGUGUGAAUGUGUCUCUAAAGCUGUGGUUUCUAUGGCAGUAUAGUGAUUUAUUUGUAAGGUGUGCGACUACAGGCUAGCCGAAGCGUUGUGUCCACUGGGGUUGCUUGCUGUAAUUUUGCAAAGGGAGUGAAUCGUGCUCCGAAGUGAUGUUUUCAGUGUACCAGGCUAGGAAGAACGGUGAAGGAGUGCACCCGGUGUGUCAUGGGGUAGCGGGUUGCAAGCGGUUAGUUUUGCCCUAAAAUCUUCUUAACGCUCACCUGCGGUUUUCUUCGUCGAGCAUUUUAAAGAUAAGAAUCGGUGCAUGUUCUGAGACGACUCGGAGAUUUGCCUCUUUGGAAUUUGAAGCGGACACACUGAAGUAGGAAAUGUCGACGCCAGGAUUCGGCAUUUGUCAUUAAAUAUCGGGGAAGGAGAGGCCUGCACCCAGGGGGAUGACAUGCAUGUGUCCGGGCUGUUAACAUCGUUGAGGAUUUUAAGACUAUUAGGCUACCAGCUCUCAAGCCAUGAUGGACAUACUGUACACCGGCCCUGUCCCGACAGAGCGCGAGUCUCCCAUGGCUCUGGGCGAGGCGUCCCCGGGGCUGCGGGCCACAGGCGGCCCGGCGGCGGCACAGAGGCCCAACGCCUGCUGCUUUUGCUGGUGCUGCUGCUGCAGCUGCUCAUGUCUCACUGUUAGGAAUGAAGACGACAGCAGGUCCAAAAGGAGAAGCUCCCAGGACACCAAGCUGGAGACCAUACCAAACUGUGAAGCUUGCACCAAACCGUCGAUAGAGGAGGUCCGCCUGUGGUCGCAGUCCUUCGACAAGCUGAUGAAGAACCCGGCGGGCCGCAACGUGUUCCGCGAGUUCCUGCGCACCGAGUACAGCGAGGAGAACAUGCUCUUCUGGCUGGCCUGCGAGGACCUGAAGAAGGAGCUCAACACGGGCGCGGUGGAGGAGAAGGCACGCGGCAUCUACGAGGACUACAUCUCCAUCCUCUCUCCCAAGGAGGUGAGUCUGGAUGCGCGCGUGCGCGAGGGGAUCAACAAGAAGAUGACGGAGCCGACGCAACAGACGUUUGAGGACGCGCAGCUGCAGAUCUACACGCUGAUGCACAGAGACUCCUACCCUCGCUUCCUCAACUCCUCCAUCUACCGCUCGCUGGCACAGAUGGGCUCGCGCUCCUCCUCCGAGUCCUAGGGCCCCCCUCCCCCACCC